AGGAAAUGUUUGGCACUCAUUCUGCUCUGUGGUGGUCUCCAAAUGGCAGUUUUUUGGCGUUUGCAGAGAUUAAUGACACGGAGGUUCCUGUUAUGGAGUAUUCGUUUUAUUCAGAAGAUACACUGCAAUAUCCAAAGACCAUUAAAAUCCCAUAUCCUAAGGCAGGUGCUAGAAAUCCAACAAUAAGACUAUUUGUUUUGGAUAUUCUAUCCCUUUCCUUAAAAAAUAUCUCGGAAAUUGUUGCACCAUCUAGUAUAAUAUCAGGGGACCACUACUUGAGUGCUGUAACGUGGGUGACUGAUGAAAGAAUUUGCGUGCAGUGGCUGAGAAGGAUUCAAAACUUUUCUGUGCUCACCAUCUGUGACUAUAGCAGCGCAUGGCACUGCCCAAAGGAAAGGGAGCAUCUUGAAGAAAGUAAAACUGGCUGGGUUGGCAGAUUUCAGCCAUCUGAACCUUACUUUACUUCUGAUAAAAUCAGCUACUACAGAAUUAUCAGUGAUUCAGAAGGAUAUAAACAUAUUCACUACACUGAUAGCGCAGGAAAAGUUAAACCUAUUACAAGUGGAAAAUGGGAAGUAAUCAGUAUAGCUGCCGUAACAAAUAACAGCCUAUACUUUAUUAGUAAUGAAUUUGAAGGUAGACCAGGAGGAAGACAUCUUUAUAAAGUGGACUUAAAAAAUGACCUGAAAAAAAUAUGUAUCACUUGUAAUUCAAAGGAGGAAGCAUGUCAGUAUUUCUCUGUAUCCUUCAGCACAGAUUCAAGAUAUUAUAAAUUGAAUUGUUACGGUCCUGACCUGCCCUACUUCACCUUGCAAAACAGCAUUACAGACAAAGCUAUUAAGACCCUAGAAGAUAACGACAAGUUGAAAAAUGUAUUGAAAGACAUUCAGAUGCCCUGCAAAAGACUGAGAAAUAUUACUCUGCAUGGACAAACAUACUGGUAUCAGAUGAUAUUGCCUCCUAAUUUUGAUGAGUCCAAAAAGUAUCCCUUGCUCAUUGAUGUGUAUGCAGGGCCUUGUAGUCAGAAAGCAGAUGCUGCCUUCCGGAUCAACUGGUCUACGUAUCUGGCAAGCUCCGAAGGGAUUAUUGUGGCGAGCUUCGAUGGUAGGGGAAGCGGCUUCCAAGGAGAUAAAAUUUUGCAUGCGAUAUACCGAAGACUGGGAACCUAUGAAGUCGAAGAUCAGAUCUCAGCAGCCAAGCUAUUUUCUGAAAUGAGCUUUGUUGAUAAGGAUAGAAUAGCUAUUUGGGGCUGGUCUUACGGAGGUUAUGUAACUUCCAUGGUCCUCGGAGCUGGAAGUGGUGUGUUCAAGUGUGGAAUAGCUGUGGCACCUGUCUCACGCUGGCAAUAUUAUGAUUCUAUAUAUACUGAACGCUACAUGGGUUUGCCUGAAAAAAACGAUAACCUGAAUUUCUAUGAGAACUCUACAGUUAUGGCUAGAGCAGAAAACUUCCGGACAGUCAGCUAUCUAUUGAUCCAUGGAACAGCAGAUGAUAAUGUUCAUUUUCAGCAAGCAGCCCAGAUUUCAAAAGCUCUGGUUGAUGCCGAGGUGGAUUUCCAAGCAAUGUGGUAUACAGAUAAAGAUCAUGGAAUUGGAGGACAUGCCCACAGCCAUAUCUACCAACACAUGAGUCAUUUUAUGAAACAGUGUUUUAAAUUGCCAUAAUAUUGGGAGUGCCUUAUCUGUGUGAAGCUGUUCAACUUCUGAAGUCUUAAGAGCACUUUUCUAGUAAAUUGUCCCAUAUUUCAUUGGA
Molecule: messenger RNA, 1752 nt
Organism: Protobothrops mucrosquamatus (brown spotted pit viper)
Lineage: Eukaryota; Metazoa; Chordata; Lepidosauria; Squamata; Viperidae
Gene: DPP4
Product: dipeptidyl peptidase 4
Biological process (GO): proteolysis
Molecular function (GO): serine-type endopeptidase activity; dipeptidyl-peptidase activity
Source: RefSeq, a predicted model, not a curated record